Hirsutella rhossiliensis is the source of this 1575-nucleotide messenger RNA. Its product is annotated as TPR domain-containing protein. The transcript has 2 exons. Lineage: Eukaryota; Fungi; Ascomycota; Sordariomycetes; Hypocreales; Ophiocordycipitaceae. The record is from RefSeq and is a predicted model, not a curated record. Gene Ontology annotation, biological process: protein quality control for misfolded or incompletely synthesized proteins. Bases 1 to 1575 code for a protein of 524 amino acids. Gene Ontology annotation, molecular function: misfolded protein binding. Gene Ontology annotation, cellular component: i-AAA complex.
AUGUCCGUCUCGGCCAUGGCCUCUCUGCGGCCGCUCCAGCGCCAAUGUCUGCGGCACGCCUCGAGCGGCCUGCUAUCUCUCCACGUCAGGUCGCCGUCUGUCCGCUUCAGCAUCCACGCCGUGAUAGCUCUCGCGCCGCAACAGAGGCGCCACCAGUCGGGCUCGAGCCGCGAGCCUGAGCCGCCAAAGCCCAGCAAACCUCCCAUGAGCUUCACACACUUCGUCAGGCACGCUCUCGGCGCCAGCUUGAGGAAUCUGGCCGUCGCUCUGAGCCCUCGCGGCAUCCGCGCCGCCUACCGCGACUCUCCUGCUCUCAUCGCCACCAUCGUGGCACUUCUCAUCUUCACUUUUGGCCUCUCCGUCAUCGCCCUGAGGUCCUUCAUCCAUGCCUUUUACAACUCCGACUACAGCAGAUACCCCAAGCCCAUCGCCAACACGCUGCGCCGCGCAAUCUACUACACCAAUAUCAAGCCCGACCCCGAGCUCGCCUUGCGCUUCUACAGAAAAGCCAUGGAGCAGAGCGCAGAGCUCGGCCUCGACCCCUUUUCCGACGAGGUGCUCGGCAUCCGCAUCCAGGUCUCGUUUUGGCUACAGAAGAUCAACAGCCACAAGUCGGCCAUCAACGUUCUUGAGUCCAUCCUGGGGGACUGCCGGAAAUGGGUCGACGUCAUGGAGCAGUCCGCCAAGGACGGCAAGGUCGACGACGCAGGCCGAUACCGGGCGGCUCCCGAAGCCGCCCCCGAAGCGUCCCCCCAAGAACCACCUCAAGCGUCCCCUGAAUCGUCCCCGGAAUCGUCCCCCGCCACGCAGCCCGACGAGGCUGCCCUCAAUGUCCCGCACGCUGAACCCGAAACCCUAUGGCGGAAGCGCCAGCGGCUCUUGGCCAAGGCCAUCGGCACCAGUGUCAAGCUGGGGGAGCUCUACUCGGACGAGCACGUGCUCGAUCCCGACAAAUCCCACACUCACCUGUUAUGGGCCGUUGAGACGGCGCUCCGCGAGUUCCAACGACGCAAGUCCCAGGGGCUCAAGUCUGGGGAGCAAGACUGGCUCACCCCGGAGGAGCUCGGCGGGUCCAUGGAGUCGCUCGGGCGAGACUACGAGCGCAAGUCCCAGUUCCAGCUCGCAAUACCCCUCUUCUUCCAGGCCCUCCGACUGUGCGAAAGUCCCUGUCACCGGGCCGUCAUCAUGAACAACAUAUCCGCUGCCUUCGCCCAGCAUCCCAUCUACACUCCCCCUCAGCUCGGCGUCUCCAAGACUCUGCAAGACGUCGUCGACCCGGCCACGCCCAAGACACGCAACGAGUGCCUCGACGCGGCACUCAACUGGGCGCGCAACGCAUACAGUCACGCCCAGGACGUCAAGGGCGAUACCAGGACGCCCGAAUGCGAUGAGGCCUGCGCGGUAGCGCUGUGUAACUGGGGUGACGUGGCAGCCAUGCUGGGCAAGGCGGAUGUGGCGCGGGCCAAGUACAAGGAGUGCAUCGACAUGAGUCGCCAGAUGGAGUUUCCACAGGGCUUGAAGCAGGCCCAGGAGGGUCUAGCCAAGCUGACGUCAACCUCGUCCAGCCGCAUCUGA